Drosophila rhopaloa is the source of this 515-nucleotide messenger RNA. It is a transcript of the gene Acp26Ab, whose product is annotated as accessory gland-specific peptide 26Ab. The coding region runs from base 114 to 386 and encodes 90 amino acids. Gene Ontology annotation, cellular component: extracellular region. Gene Ontology annotation, biological process: mating behavior. Lineage: Eukaryota; Metazoa; Arthropoda; Insecta; Diptera; Drosophilidae. The transcript has 2 exons. The record is from RefSeq and is a predicted model, not a curated record.
UAGUAAAACCUUCAAAUUGCGCGCUUUCUUGAUCAAAUUAGCCAGAAUAAAUCAGAUUUUUACAGCUCAGCUCCCUUAUAAGCUCUUUUCAGUCUAAAGAAUAACUCCGAACAAUGAACUACAUCGUGUUGAUUUGCAUUUUUUCAUACAUUUGCCUCUGGCGAUUCACAGAAGCCGCUCCAUUCAUAAGCAUUCAAUCCAGUUCAAGAUCGAAGUCUAACAAAAUGGUGGGCGGAUAUAUGAGAACGGUUUACGACUACAAAAUUCAGGACAAUGUGAACGAUUCCACUGGACGAUUGAUUCACAGCCGGACGGCAGAUUUUAAAUCGGAUUUCUUGAGUCCGAUGGAGCAACAGAAUAUACGCAAUCAACUGAUCAUCUCGUAAAAAUACAGUCUCUGGCAUUUCAAUAUUAAAAUAUAUUAGCAAGGAGGUAUUUUGUAUACACUAUGGUCAAGGAAACAAUAACAAUAAAACAAUAAAAAUUUAACGAAAGGCCCCUUAAAAGGAAAACAA